Messenger RNA from Vidua macroura (Pin-tailed whydah), 2692 nucleotides. RefSeq lists its product as uncharacterized. The transcript is spliced from 6 exons. Lineage: Eukaryota; Metazoa; Chordata; Aves; Passeriformes; Viduidae. The record is from RefSeq and is a predicted model, not a curated record. Bases 1 to 729 code for a protein of 242 amino acids.
AUGGCACCCCGGGCGACAGUACGAGAUCCCGAGCCCGCCGCCGCUGCUCGGAAACGCGGGGCCGAACGAGCGCGCGGAGCGGGGCGGGGUCGACGCGGCGGCACAUGGCGCCCCCGUGCGGCGGGGAUCCGUGGCUGCAGCCGCGGCUCCCCCGGCACUCGCGGGGCGAAGAGACCGCGUGAGGGAGGAGCGGCUGCGGGCACCGCCCUGACACUGGCAGCGCGCCCCGGCUUCUCCCCCGCAGGCAUCGUCCCGUCGCCGGCAGCGCGCCUCGGCUCCUCAGCAGCCCCGGGGAGCCGUGCGGUCUUGGCUUUUACCACCAUAGAGAAGAGACAAUGGAAGAAAACGUGUCAGGAAAUUGUGAAUAAACCUCCUGCUGCCAUUCUAUUAGGCAUGCAAAAUCUGCUAUUCAAAGCUGAACUUGUGGAGGCCACUACCCUCUCCAGACCCUGCAAGGCCACACUCAAGAGAGAGCAAUGUGACAGUGCAACACUGCCACCACCCAAACAGGAGAUUCAUGAUAAGAUCUACACAAGAGUUAAAAUUAGUAAGAAUAAGUCAGUCCUCACUUUAAAGACCAAGGACUGCCAAACAUGGAAGAUAUCUCCUGAUCCUCUGGAAGAAGUUGAAGUCAGCAUGGAGAUGCACAGCCUCCAAGCAAAAUUCAGCUUGAAAGCUGGCAAACUCUCUGGUGAUACAGUGUUCUCCUAUGAGGAUCAAUGCAGUUGAGCACACCUAAAGAUACAAUUGCCCACAAAACACACAAUCCAUGUAGUUCGUCUGUGUUCAUUUCAUGAGAACAGCGUGUACAACAAACACUUGCCAUUACAGCAACCAGCAGACCAGAUUCUGUAUUCAGCAUUUUAGUAUAGCAGCACAAGAAUAACAUGUGAACUAUGACUGUGUUUUUGAAAUUGUCUGGUCUGCUGUGACAUUUCUUCCCUGUAGAGGCUCGGGGACCUGUGAAACUGAUAGCUACUCUUGGAAAAUUCCAGGGAAUAAAACUGGGAGCAUGAGAUUUUUGUGUACGAAGUACAGAGCCGGUCAGUAUAAGUGCCUUUGGUGAGCUGAAUUUUGCUGGCAUCCUACUUCUGAAACUUGUCACUAUCAUGAAAGGGGCCUACCCCCAGUCUCUGUCAGAGUUUGGAACGACCCUUCCACUGCUCUAAACUCCAUAGGAACACUCUGUGUGUACUUCUGCCAUUAAAACAGUCAAAUGUGAAGAUGACACUACUUCUCUUGAGACCAAGAAAAAUAUUUUACGUCAGUGGAAUAUUAUUGAUUUCCAUGAUACAACAGUUUGGCCAAUAAUCACAUCGAAUUUUAUUGACUUUGAGGAUGCACAAUUUUGAGAAAAGCAUCUUUAAAUUAUAAGAGCUCCCAAGAAGUAAAUAAAAAUGUUCUUUGACACAUAAGCAUUUAGGAUAUAGUCACUGAAGUGUCCUGUCACCCAUACCCUUGAACUCAGCUGGCAUUUGUCAACAUAGGGAUCAUCUGAGAGAAUCACCAUUGCCUGAUUUCCCAUUUCAUUUUAACAAGGCGAUCUGCAGGAACAGAUGUAUUUCUUGCCUAAUGCCCUCAGUCAGCUGCUUUUACCACUGAGGUAAAAGUUAUGCAGGAAGGAAAACACAGAGCAGAUGAGGGUGUUUACAAGGGAGUUACACUGUGUGCAGAAGCACCACUGUUUCUGGGAAUCAGUGUAGACAGGAAAGGAUAAAAGCAUCUCUUAAUUAAUUAAGGCAUCAGUAAGUUCAAUCAUAUAGGAGUUUUUCAGGCUGUGAUUGGAAAAAAAGGGUUUUUCCAAUUUUUCCGUAGUUAUUGCUAAUAAGCAAUAUAGAAAUACAUUUUUUCACUUAAAAAUAUUUUCUAUAACACUAGGUUUUACUAAAUAUGUGAGAAGCACUAAGAAUAUGUAACCAUAGAAUUUAGACUGGGAUUUGAAUAGUUCAAAUUCCAAAAUACAGCCCACUUACGUACUGUAAAGACAAGACAUGGAAACUUAGGUACAUUUACAGCAGUUUAGAUUUGUAUUUUUUUUUAUGAAAGAAAAUGUGUUCAGAUUACACAAAAACUCCAAAAUUUCACUGGACACAGAAGAAUAAUCUUGACAAAUAUAAUUGGCACAUAAAUUAUUAUAUGUUCUCAGAUGAACUAAAAAUAAAAAAGAAUUUUUCCAGUUACCUAACCUAAAAUAGAUGGAUUCUUUCUGAGAUUUUCAUUUGUAGCAUAGAGGGAUGAACUCCAGCUCUGAAGAGGACAUAAGUUUAAAGAUUUCCCACUUGGAGAGGACUGGGUUCCACAGAUUUUGUCCAAAGUGCACAAUUAAUUUGACUGUCAGCCAGUGCAGAAAAUCAGACAGUACUGGUUUGUAGAGACAGUUUGUAGAGACAUAAUUAGCUGAAAAGCAAACCUCAGCUCAUAAUGCUAUUGAUUAAAUUGAGAUCAAAACAGAGUGAUCUGAAAGUUGGCCAUAUUGAUCUACCAUUGUUAGUCCUGAGGCUGGUCCAGAGAUUAACCUUUAUGCAAAACCAUUGGCAAGCUUUGUGCUCAUGUAGGUAAAGGCAUCAAAUAAUGAAAGGGUAAAAAAUAGCUCUGCAGCUGCAAUGGGAUUUUCAGGAGAAAGUGUUGAAACAGAAAAUGGCAAAGGGCCUGCUUAGAUCUCUGUAGUUCCUUAACCCUUGCUAAAGAGGCU